Molecule: messenger RNA, 5898 nt
Organism: Sitophilus oryzae (rice weevil)
Lineage: Eukaryota; Metazoa; Arthropoda; Insecta; Coleoptera; Curculionidae
Gene: Eph
Product: ephrin type-A receptor 4-A
Exons: 21
Coding region: 534-3617 (1027 amino acids)
Biological process (GO): cell surface receptor protein tyrosine kinase signaling pathway; axon guidance; protein phosphorylation
Cellular component (GO): plasma membrane; neuron projection
Molecular function (GO): ATP binding; transmembrane-ephrin receptor activity; protein binding
Source: RefSeq, a predicted model, not a curated record
UGCAGAGUAUUGGUGAAGUUGGUUCGCGACGGUCGGUUUCAGAUUUGUUCGCGUCUCGCGCUCCUGCUGAAAAUCCGUAAAUAUCAACCGAAAUUUCACGUAUUCACUCGAAAUUCGUCCGCAGUUUAGAACGUUUGUUUCAGAAUCGACUUUAAUCAUCCGAAAAUAUAAACCCAUUUCAGUGUUUUCGGACAGGACAUUUUUUGGUUUAAGAACGUGCCUUUUUGUUGAAAGUUUUUGUAUACCUACCCAUACAUUGUGUUUUGUGCAUCUACCUGCUCUUCUACAUAACUGACAUUUUUGCGAGUACUAGGAUUAUAUCAGCAGUUCUGUGGUGCAAUCAAUAGUUGUUUUUUGUGACAGUGAUUUUCAAAAUUAUACGGAUAAAUCGCACUAGUGUAUUAUUGUAUUUUAAAUUGGAUACCGUCAUUUCUCACUAGCGGAUGUUCAGAAAUAUGGGCCACUGAAUUGACUACCGAAUGAAGUAGUCAGUACUAAAUUCGGCCCGCUGAAACGGGCUGACUACCAGCAAAAUGGGAUUCGUGCUGCACACGUUGCCUUUUCUGGCAAUAUUGAUCAGCUGGAUCAACGCUGAACAAGUUGUUCUUUUGGAUACCACGGCCGAAGAAGUAAUGUUAGACUGGACGAGAUAUCCAUAUGGACCACUAUCGAGCACACCAGGGUGGGUCGAAGAAUCCUUCACCAAUUUCCAAAAAGGCAUUAACUGGCGAUCGUACGUAGUUUGCGAUGUGGCUUAUAACAACGCCAACAAUUGGCUGUGGACACCUUUCAUCGAUCGAGGGGACGCAAAUAGGAUUUACAUCGAAAUUAAAUUUACAAUCAGAGACUGCAGCUUGUUCCCAGGAAACGCCCUGUCAUGCAAAGAAACGUUCAGCCUGUUGUACUACGAGUUCGACGCUGCGACGCGCGAACCCCCACCUUGGGACGCCGAACGAUACAAGCUAAUUGGACGUAUAGCAGCUGGAGAAGGUCGAUUCAACUCCAACAGCGAAGUGAACAUAAACACCGAGGUCAAAAGCAUUCCAGUCACUAAGAGAGGAGUUUACAUCGCUUUUAGAGACCAGGGUGCCUGUAUAUCACUUUUAGCUAUUAAGGUAUAUUAUAUUACCUGCCCAGAAGUGACUAUCAACUUCGCCAGGUUUCCAGCGACUCCAACUGGUAAAGAAAUAACCAUUAUAGAACAAGCUCAAGGCACUUGCGUGGACAACGCCGAGGUGGUUGGGGGAGCCCCAAUCUACUUAUGCAAAGGUGAUGGCAAGUGGACGUUACCAACUGGUGGUUGCAAGUGCAAGUCCGGAUUUCAGCCUGACUUGGAAAAACAAACUUGUAAUUUAUGCCAACCAGGAACUUACAAGUCCGAGGUAGGAGACGGACCGUGUCUUGCAUGUCCAAAACAUUCGCAAGGACAAGAUUAUGGAUUGUCCGAAUGUCGAUGCAAUCAGGGAUAUUACAGGGCACCUACUGAUCCGAAGAACAUGUCAUGUACACAACCUCCUUCAGCUCCUUUAAAUCUAACUGUAAAUUUCGUCGACCAGUCCACCGUAUUUUUGACGUGGCAGCCUCCAGAAAAUCAAGGUGGCCGAAACGAUACAGUGUACAGAUUAAGAUGCGACGCCUGUAGCGGAGGUCUCGUACAGUAUAAUCCGUCAACGGAAACUUUCAACGAAACACGAAUCCAGAUUAGCGGCCUAAACGCGGUCACCACGUACCGAUUUCAGGUGUUUGCCGAAAACGGCGUCUCUCAUCUCAGUUUGAGGCCCAAUGCCGAAUAUGCUAAUAUAGUUGUUACGACCGAAGCCUCGGUGGUUAGUAGUAUAUCGAAUAUUAAGGUAACUUCGGUUAAAAGUACGGAGAUUACUUUGGAAUGGGACGCGCCCAUUACGGAUGGGGAUUUAGAAAGCGAUCAAGUGGAGACAUAUGAAGUCAGGUGGUUCCCCAGGAAUGAGGAAUACAGCAAUUCCACUAGUUUUCUAAUAACGACUUUAAAAGCAACUAUCACCGGAUUGCAGCAACGAACAGAAUAUGGAUUCCAAGUUCGAGCCAAAACACCAAGAGGAUGGGGAGCAUGGUCUCCAGUUAUAUUCCAUACCACUGGACAAGUUUUAAAUCCAGCUUUUGUUGGACCACAAGAAGGAUUCAGAUUACAGCUAGUAGCAGGAGCAAUUGUCGUUAUUGUAGUGGUCCUCGUAGCGGUUAUUGUACUCACCGUCGUAUUCGUCAGAUCCAGAUCAAACGACGAAUGCAACAAGAAGCAACCCAGCGAUUGCGAUACCCUCGAAUACAGAAAUGGAGAAGUUCAUCACUCCAGCUUGGACAAUCCCCCAAUUGUCACUACCCAUACCAACGUGACUACACCACUUUUCACUGGAAUUAGUGGUUCUUCAAGAACAUAUAUCGAUCCUCAUACGUACGAGGAUCCUAACCAAGCUGUUAGAGAAUUUGCUCGGGAAAUUGAUGCAAAAUGCAUUACCAUCGAAGCUAUAAUAGGUUGUUACUUUCAAGGUGGCGGCGAGUUCGGCGACGUGUGCAAGGGCAAACUGAAAAUGAACGGGGCGGAAAUCGACGUGGCCAUCAAGACGCUCAAGGCCGGAUCGCUGGACAAGAGCCGGAACGACUUCCUGACCGAGGCGUCCAUAAUGGGCCAAUUCGAACAUCCGAACGUAAUAUUUUUGCAAGGGGUCGUCACCAAAUCCAAUCCGGUCAUGAUCAUUACCGAAUAUAUGGAGAACGGAUCUCUGGACACGUUUUUAAGGGCAAAUGAUGGCAAAUUCAAAGUGAUACAGUUGGUCGGUAUGCUGAGAGGCAUAGCUUCAGGAAUGCAAUAUCUUAGUGAGAUGAAUUAUGUGCAUAGAGACUUGGCGGCUAGGAACGUAUUAGUAAAUUCGGAGUUAGUCUGUAAGAUAGCUGAUUUUGGUUUAAGUAGGGAAAUAGAAAGCGCUACUGAAGGAGCUUACACCACAAGAGGAGGUAAAAUUCCAGUAAGAUGGACAGCUCCAGAAGCUAUUGCUUUCCGCAAAUUCACAUCUGCCAGUGACGUAUGGUCGAUGGGUAUUGUGUGUUGGGAGGUUAUGUCUUAUGGAGAACGGCCAUAUUGGAACUGGUCCAAUCAAGACGUCAUCAAGAGCAUAGAAAAGGGCUACAGACUGCCAGCCCCUAUGGAUUGUCCAGAAGCCAUCUAUCAAUUAAUGUUAGAUUGUUGGCAAAAAGAAAGAACCCACAGGCCUUCCUUCCAAUCCAUCGUAAAAACUUUAGAUAAGUUAAUUCGCGUCCCAGAUACUUUAAGAAAAAUUGCUCAGAAUCGCAUGAGAAACUCUAUGCUUUACAUGUUUUCCGCCAAUCCCCUGUCCGCCGACGCUCCCGACCUGACGCAGUUCACCUCCGUCGAGGAAUGGCUCAACUCCAUCAAGAUGACCCGCUACCUGGAGAACUUCCACGCGGGCGGCAUCAACAGCAUGGACGCCGUGGUCAACUUGACGGUGAAGGAGCUGACGGAGCUGGGCAUCACCCUGGUGGGCCACCAGAAGAAAAUUAUGAAUAGUGUACAGAACAUUCGGGCGCAGAUACGCGUCAACGGUAACGAAGGGUUCCUAGUGUAAGAUGAGGCGGUCGAGGAGCUCAACGCGGACACCUGUUACAAAUCUCAUUUGUGUCAAAUUUUAGCAUAGAGUGACGUAAUGCGUGUAAAGAACUCUGACUCUCUAGUUUCGGUUUUAAUUUAAAUAUGAAUAGAAAUAUGACGGCAUAGUAUAAAUACUGAAUAGAACAUCGAAUAUUCAUUGGACUUCAGAUUCUUGAUUGCAGAUUAAAAUAUAUGGGUUUUGUUGGAUCAUAUUAAUUGUGGUGAAAAAUUGAAGGAUUGUCUAAAAACUUUUUUUGGACAAUUGCAAUUUUGCAAUUGCCAAAAAGUCUUUUUGACGAUUCGUCAUCAAUUUUUUUUCUUGGGCCAUAAGCCAUACCAUAUUUGAUCAUAAUCUGAAGGGACACAUUUUUAAACAACUUUUAUAUAAAACUGUUCUUUUUACUCGGUUCUCUAUCUCUACAAUUUUUACAAUAACAAAUCCGAAAAGUUUACACAAUGUGACGUCAUUAAAACUAUAACAGGGUUAGUCUGAAAUAAGUGCAAAUAUUUUUAGGGCUAGUAGAUCGGGAUAAAAGAAACGUAUUUUCUCUUUACCAUUUUUCAAAUAAAUCCAAAAUAACCUAGUUAUUUUACUUCAAAAAUUUCCAAAAAAAACUUUUUGUCAAAAUUUUGAGAACCACUAGAUCUUUUCAGGAUUUUCUUUCUUGUAAACUUAAUCUACCACCAAUGUUGCCUAAAAACAAAAAUAAAUUCCAAUUUUUUUUUCAAAACAUUGAAUUGAUUUUUUCUACUAAUUCUCAUUAUCGUGUUUCUGGGGUCAAAAUAUACUACCCAUAAAAUUAUUUGCACUUAUUGAAGACUCACCCUGUAUAUUUUCACAACCAUAUCAUCGGAAUUUCCACACUCAUGCCAUCCACUUUUUGUAAACAAUUUUCAUAUAUUAUUUUCUCUAUCUCUAGAGGUUUGGACAGUGAGACAUCUAAGAAACCUAAUUUUUAAAAUUAAUACUUGAAGCCAAUCGGGCAAAAACAAAAUUCUCAACUUUAUAGUUGCUAAAUUUAUAGAGAAACGUGUGUAUAAAAAAAAUGAGGAAAAAAUCGUUUUGGAGAAAAACACAUUUACCAAACUGUGCUACAUUUACAGUCCUCUAUUCACGCAGUUGUGCAGCUCUGAACUGUUCAAGAAUACGAUACUCUCACUCCAUUCAAUUGAGUCAUAAAGUUCAGAACUGUUCCGCGCCAUAUGGCGGCACCAGGCUAUUGCGCACAGCUCCUUUCAGAACCGUUCUCGAGUAGCCCAGGGUGUAAAGCUCUGGAACUUGAAAUUCGCGAAUGGAGGACAGCAAUAUUGUAGUUACUAAACCUAUAGAUUUAAAAAUAGAAUUGAAGGGCCCAGGGGAAAACAUGAUAAGCUCCAAUUUCUUAAUUUUAGGGUUUUAUAAUAUUAUAGUAGGUCUAACUGGUCCCUACAAAAUGUACCUAUAAGCUCUGCAGGGCUAGUAGCUGUUAUAAGCUGUUAAAUUAUCACAAAAUAAUACAUACAAGGAAAGAGCCUGGUAACCACCAGCCGUCCAGGGAUCUCCUGUAAAAUUAGUAAAAUGGCGCUUAGCAUGUUUUCCCCUGGACCCUUCAAUUAUUUAAAUGCAUUAUUUCUUAGCUUCACCAUUGAUACGUUUUAGUUAGGUAAAUAAUUAGUUAUUGAAAAAUUAAACUAAGACUUGAAACUAUAAUUUAUUUGGUUUUUUAAUAUUUUCGAUUUUUUUAAUACCUAGGAAUAAACUACUCUACAUUCCUAUAAUAUGUAAUAACCUCGUUAAGUGGUUAUAUGUAUUUGUAUUUAUACUGUGCCGCAUAUUAAACUAUUAUGGACUUAUUAAUCAAUAUAUUAUUUUCUUGUAACUAUAAGAUAAUAUUGCGGCAGCUUGCGCUUUAAUUUAUUGUAAACCACAUCUCUUGGACUGAUUCGAAUAACGGACGUAUUUCGUUUAUAUUACGAGAUUUUAAUGUGAUCUUAAAUAUUAGAUUAAUUAUAUUAUGUUUAACACUUUUUUCAUCGCUACUGUCAUAGAUCCUAGGUAUAUCUUAAAAAUGUAAUAUAUAAAGUGUUUCAUUUUAGACCACUUGAAUGUAAUAGACAUGGUAUGGAGGGAAGAUAUUUUUGAAUAAUUAACUAUCUCACUUAUAAAAUCGUUUAAUUGGAUGUUGAGUUCAAGAUGUAAGCUCGAGGAAAAAAUAUACAGGGUCGCUCUUAUGUAUGGGAACGGUCGAUUAUUAGGUAAAAUAUAGGAGGUACCGCAA